Molecule: messenger RNA, 795 nt
Organism: Urocitellus parryii (Arctic ground squirrel)
Lineage: Eukaryota; Metazoa; Chordata; Mammalia; Rodentia; Sciuridae
Gene: Gchfr
Product: GTP cyclohydrolase I feedback regulator
Biological process (GO): negative regulation of biosynthetic process
Cellular component (GO): cytoplasm; nucleus
Molecular function (GO): GTP cyclohydrolase binding
Source: RefSeq, a predicted model, not a curated record
CGCCGCCAGUGGCCAGAGCCGGAGUAACUGGAUUCCGGGCAGCGGGGUCGCAGUCCCAACGCAAGAAGAGCCUGGCUUCUGCGCCGUGUCCAGAGCUGCGAGUGGGAUCUGGUCGUGAGGCGUGCAUCAUGCCUUAUGUGCUCAUCAGCACCCAGAUCCGCAUGGAGGUGGGCCCCACCAUGGUGGGUGAUGAACACUCAGAUCCAGAGCUGAUGCAGCAUCUGGGGGCCUCAAAGAGAAGUGUCCUGGGAAACAACUUUUACGAGUACUACGUCAACGACCCUCCUCGCAUAGUCCUGGACAAGCUGGAACGCAAGGGCUUCCGGGUGUUGAGCAUGACAGGGGUGGGCCAGACACUGGUGUGGUGCCUGCACAAGGAGUGACCUUCUCCUGAUUGCAGAAGGGGUACUCCUCCUUUGGAGGGUCUGCCAUGGGCCCUGCCCCCAUACUGUCCCACUGACUGCCUCUCUUCCCAAAUUGUUUCCUUCUCCAGUUUGGCACCCAUGAGCACUGAACUGCCUCUGAAAUCCUGCUCCAGUAAAUGGGGGACAGGCCCCUUGCCCCAGUGCUCCCAGCUGUCCUCUGGCUGCAGGCCUGACCCUUGCAGUAUGCUGGGUUCUGGGGGCAGGUGUCCACUGCAGCUGGUCAUUCCAGUGGAGGAUGCCCUGGGACCUGGACAGACAGGUCCUGCGCAGCUAGUCCAAGCCAAUAAAUGGCUUUGAUGAGUGGUUGCUACUGUACUUUGCUUAUGCAGUUACUGUCGCUGCAGAUCUAUCCCUGCCCAGAAAGAGAGCC